AAAAAACCACCGAGCAUCUUGUUAUUUGACAACACUAUGCAAAGAAGAUUGUUCAAUGAGUUAGAAAAGGUGCUAAAUGAGAAACAGAAUCAAUCAAAGGAACUGCAAAUCUGAACGUAACUUUUGCAGAAGUGGAAAGCAUUUCCACACGACAGAUUGUGAUUUCUUUGUGUUUGUCUGGAUGAUUAUGAUUUGUGCAGCUGCCCAGUUUACAUAACAAGCAAAGAAAGAUCAACAGUGGUGGAACAUGGCGGCUCUGACCUGCAACUUAUGUGGGCAAGAACUGGCAGUGCCACCACAUAGUCGAGUAAUCCGCUGCAGAAAAUGCAACACUGUCAUUUCCCUCGGGGAUGGACAACAACAAGAGAUGGCGGUCCAAGAACAGGGAAGCUCCGCGAGUUUUGGGAGGAGGAGAUUUCUGCAGGUAUUUAACAGGUUUUCAUGGGGUAACUCUCCUCAAUCCCCUUCUCUAAGCUCCAGUCUUAACCAGUCAGUGGCGGGCUUACAGCCCCCGCGAAGUGGGAAACGAGCCCUUCUCUGUGGAGUGACUUACAAGAAUAACAGGUUCAAGGUGAGGGGAAGUCUGCAGGAUGUGAAGAGCAUGCAGGAAUUACUCCUUCAGCAUUUCAGCUUUCAACAAUCCUCCAUUCUGGUUCUUGCAGAAGAAAAGCCAUAUAUACCUCCAACCAGGAAGAACAUCAUAGAAGCUCUCAAAUGGCUGAUGAAAAACCUGCAGCCUGGAGACUCCUUGGUCUUCUACUUCUCUGGACAUGGCUUUAGACAACCCAACUUUGCUGGGGACGAGCUCGAUGGAUUUGAUGAAACCAUCUGUCCUCUUGACUUCAGGACUGAAGGCAUGAUUCUCGAUAAUGCCAUUAAUGACAUCAUUGUUAAGCCGCUAGCUCCAGGAAUCAAACUUCACGCUAUUGUGGAUGCAUGUCACAGCGGGACUGUUCUUGAUUUGCCACGCCUCUACAAACGCAAAGAGAAGAAGUGGACCGAUAACAAACCUCCAUCUGGUGCUUGCAAGAGCACUAAUGGUGGGAUGGCAAUCUGUUUGAGUGCUUGUCAGGAUUAUGAACUUGCUGCAGAUACCAAUGCUUUUUCUUCUGGAAAAGACACGACAGGGGCAAUGACCUACACAUUGAUCAAGGCAAUCAAGGAAAAACCAAACAUAACAUAUGCUGGCUUGCUCGAUUAUAUGCACGAGGCAAUUGAAGCAGUAAACAGAACCAGAAACCGCGUGCUGAAAGUUUUCCAACCCAAGAUGGAGCAGGAGCCUGCAUUAUCAUCUUCUGAAGAUUUUAACAUCAACCAGAAGCUGAGCCUCUAGUUCUUUACACUCUCUGCAACACAAACAUGAAUUUGGAUGAUAUCAUGUAUUAAAUUCCAUCCCCAUAACCCAGUAAAAACAGUUUUAGAUUAACAACUACUGUACAUUGUAUCCUCAGCAUCUUUCUUGUUUGAAACAUUAUACUGUAUAUUUAGAAAAAAAAAAUUGUACUUCAAUGAAAUGUAUGACAGAAACA
Ipomoea nil (Japanese morning glory) is the source of this 1529-nucleotide messenger RNA. RefSeq names its product metacaspase-1-like. The record is from RefSeq and is a predicted model, not a curated record. The transcript is spliced from 5 exons. Gene Ontology annotation, molecular function: cysteine-type endopeptidase activity. NCBI's taxonomy places the organism in Eukaryota, Viridiplantae, Streptophyta, Magnoliopsida, Solanales, Convolvulaceae. The coding region runs from base 248 to 1333 and encodes 361 amino acids. Gene Ontology annotation, biological process: proteolysis.